UUCAGUUUAUCCGCGAGUGCUGAAAUGGACAGUUGAAUCGAAGUUUUUGUGUUUUUUUGAGGUUGCGAGUGCCAGUUGGAAAUAUUUAAAAAGUAUUUAAGUGUUGAACAAACUGUGAUUAUGUGAUUUUGAGGAGACUGAAGAAAACACAAAAUUUUAGUUAUGCAAUGGGAGAAACAAAAUUGCUCCACAUACUUCUACUAGGUCUAUGCUGCCAAAUUUCCAACGGCGGACGCAUCUCCUUCCCGGACAGUUCCGGCCGUUCCGCCGAGCCUAGCUCCCGCUCAACCUCCACCUCCUCUCGUCAAUCCGAGUUCGAGGGCCGCAGCAUCCGCGGCGGUUCCGCUCAAAGCCACCUCCGGCCGGAGUACAGCCGCUACAACGUUUACGAGCACGAGCAGAACGACUUCCGACCACCGUCGACGACAACGCCACAUCCGUACGGCAGCACCACACGGCAGGUGUACAACCCGAACGCCUUCUUCAAUCGACUUCCGCCGUCCAAGAAUGACGAACCGAUUCAGGCGGAAGAAGAGGACGACUAUGACGAGGAGGAGGACGGGGUGAUUUUGGGCACGGAACCGCCUCCGUCGUCGGAGGGACCUUCGGCGGAUUACAUCAGUGGGGGGAGUAACGGUGCCAGGCCGGUGGCCUUCAACAACCUGUUCUACGGGCUUCACAACGACAAGUUUGCCGGAUUUGGGAACCUGUUUGGGGAGGAUCGACGCAAGCACAGAUACAAGUUCAAACGGCGAAGACCCGGCCAGCCGUGCAUUCCGUACGAUCUGUUCCUGAACAAGCUGCGGAGUGGCCGCGACUUCUACGGGAACCGGAUCGAUCCGAAGACGUUGAUUCCACCGCUGAACCUGGUGCUGGCCGACGUGAACUACUUCGCGCCGCAUAAUAACUACAACGGCAAUGGAGGAGGUAGUUACGCCUCGGACACGGCUUCGGACAGUACCGGAAGUAAUGGUGGAGCAGUGUUCAAUAACCACUUCUACGAUGCCGUCGGAGGUUAUCCCUGCACCGGGGGUUACCAGAAACCUCAUCGACCGCAUGGAGGACCACUUGGGUUCUUCGGACAGGGAGGUCUCUUCGACUGGACCUCAUCGGCUGACAAUAUCCAAAGCGAUGAGGGUGGCGGGUCGUCCAACAAACCUGCAGUGGUGUUCAACCUGAACGAUGCCAUUGAUUCGGUGGCCACCAACUGGAGACCGGGUGAAAGCUUCCAGAUGAUGAUGAAGGUGAUUGCGGAGUUUAUCUCGUCGGUGGCGGGCGGUGGGGGCGCCCUGCCGAUCGCGGAUGCCGGCGGGGCGUUGGUCGAUGCGGUUGACACGGUGCGCAAUGUCAACAAGGAGUUUGUUAGUUUAUUUUCGGGAUAGUGUUGAAAAAAGUUUUUGAAAAGUA
Molecule: messenger RNA, 1407 nt
Organism: Culex quinquefasciatus (southern house mosquito)
Lineage: Eukaryota; Metazoa; Arthropoda; Insecta; Diptera; Culicidae
Exons: 3
Coding region: 168-1382 (404 amino acids)
Source: RefSeq, a predicted model, not a curated record